Messenger RNA from Zychaea mexicana, 2893 nucleotides. RefSeq lists its product as uncharacterized. The record is from RefSeq and is a predicted model, not a curated record. Bases 132 to 2780 code for a protein of 882 amino acids. Gene Ontology annotation, biological process: mRNA stabilization. NCBI's taxonomy places the organism in Eukaryota, Fungi, Mucoromycota, Mucoromycetes, Mucorales, Lichtheimiaceae. Gene Ontology annotation, molecular function: RNA cap binding. The transcript is spliced from 6 exons.
CAAGAGCACCACCACCACCGCCCUCACACUCUCUCUCUUCCCUCCCCCUCGAAAUAAAGCGAGAACCCAACGUUUAAACAGUCCCGACUUUUCACCAAAAAGUACACAGCAACCAACAACAAUUAUACAUAAUGGUGAACGCCACCAACGUUGCCGCAGCCGAAAACGCUGAAAAGGAACAGCAGCAACAACAGACACAAACCUCGGAACAACAACAACCACAGUCGACCGGGAACAGCGCUGCUGCUAAUGACACCAAUGACAACAAAGCCGAAACGGCUGCUGAAAAGCAAACCGUUGCUGCACCCGCACCUGCCGUAAAUGUAUGGCAGGUACGGAAAUCUGCUGCCAGCAAUGGUGCCGAAGCAACCACUGAACAAAAGGCUGCCCCCAGUUCCGCCUGGCCUGCACCAAAGGAAGCCUUGGAUAAGCCUGCUGCUGAAGAGGAGCCUAAGAGCAAAUUUGCUGCACCAAAAGUAGGCAAAGGAAGAGGUCAAUGGAAGCCUUAUACCCCGACCAUUACACACUCUACUCCCACGCCCAAUGGUCGCGCACGCAGCACGCGUGGUGGCCGUGCACACGGUGACCGUAGAGACGUCCGCAAACCUCGACGAGGUAGCUAUCCAUCGCGUCAAUAUGCAAAGAGCAGCAGCAAUAGUGAGAAGCAGCCCACUGAGGAAAAUGCAAGUGACGAAAAGGCAUCUGCUGCUACUUCCGCCCCAGCCGAAAACGGUGCUUCAUCCACCACUACUACCACUGCCGCCGUCUCUGCUGACACUGCCGCCACCAAGCCAUCCACUACCACAUCCACCAACAACACCUCUACUACAUCCUCCGCCACUACUACUACUACCACUACUACCACCACCACCGAACAGCGAUCGUUGUCAUCAUCAGCGACUGCAACAGAGGCACCUUCUUCUUCUUCGCGGGCACCAGCAACGAAUGGCUCGUCUUCAUCAUUUCAUCACGGCCGCGGCGGUGGUUUCCGUGGACGAGGCCGUGGACGCGGUCGUGGUGGCUUCCAUGGUAGCCGCCGUUACGAUUACAUGAACGCCAGCCGGUUACGACCUUAUUACAUCAACGUCGACGCCGAGACGCUCAAGUUGUACAUUUUGCAGCAAAUUGAGUACUACUUUAGCGUCGACAAUCUUUGCAAGGACGUUUUCUUGCGCAGCCAGAUGGAUGCGGAAGGUUAUGUGGACAUCCAGUUACUCGCCAACUUUAACCGUGUCAAGGCACUUGCUGCCGACAUCAGCCUGAUCAAUGAGGCUUUGGUCCACAGCCAGUUGCUCGAGGUCAAGAACGACAAAGUCCGCAGACGCGAGGGAUGGCAAACAUGGAUUCUCCCUGCUACUGCGAACAAUGCUGCUGCUACCAAGACGGCCGCCGAUGCCGUCAAGCAAAACAUCCCCGCCAACGCACCACAACACCCCACUCUUGCGUCGUUGGCACGUCCCGCUGCACCUCCAACCGUCAAGUCGCCUGCCGUAGCACUCAAUGGUGAACGUCGCAAGUCAGUGCAGCAGCAGCAGCAACCAAAGGAAGACGAUGAGGAUCUUUUUGAAUUCGAUGACGACGAUUGGGUUGAUGGCAGCCGACCAAACACUGUCCAAAAGUACUAUCUCUCUGACGAUGAUUCUGAAUUUGAAGACGACGAUGACUUGGUGGACGAUGACACUAUUGCCCGCAUCAUGAUUGUCACCCAGCGCAAGCGUAACGACAAGUCGCACACCUCGUUCGAUCGUGCUAAAAUGAAUGACGAUAUCUUGGACAUGAUCAACGAGGGUUUGUAUCAAUACGAGAGCGGUUUGGGUUCGACUGACAAUGCCAACAGCAACCGUAAGGUUGGCACUUUGGAUCCCGAGCACUUUGCCCAACUGAGUGCCAGUGCCAAACAGCGCGAAAUCAACCUUGGCGACUUGGUCACAAAGUCGGCCAAGCCUAUCAAGACCAACAAGAAGGCUCCUCGAUUCUACCCCGUCCGACCCGAGUCGCUUCCAAGCAGCGCAUUCUAUGGCUCCACGCCAACAGCAACAACGACAGCAAAUGCUGGUAGCGGAAAGAAGCAUGAUCAGGAUCAUGGUCACGUUGGUUGGGUCCUUAGCGAAGAGGCAUACCACUACAACCCCAACGACUUGCUGUCCACCAGCUAUGGAAAGUCGCCUGCCAUGAACGAACUGUCCACUUCGAUCGAUAUGGCUCACUCAUUCCCUCACUUUGAGCAUCCCAGUCACGAGUUGUUGCGCGAGAAUGGCUUCGUCCAGCACAAAUACUACAAAUACCACGCCAAGGCACUUAGAGAGCGUAAGCGAUUGGGUGUUGGCCUUUCGCAAGAAAUGAACACACUCUUCCGCUUCUGGUCUCACUUUUUGCGCGACCACUUCAACAAACGCAUGUACAACGAGUUCAAGAAGUUUGCUGUCGAGGAUGCUAAUCAAAACUACCGAUAUGGUUUGGAAUGCUUGUUCCGCUUCUACUCUUACGGUUUGGAGAAGCGUUACCGCAAGGAGAUCUUUGCUGACUUCCAGGAAUUGACGCUUUCUGACUAUGACAACGGUCACCUGUACGGUUUGGAGAAGUUCUGGGCUUACACCUACUACCGCAAGGACAAGUCCAAGAGAGAAAUCAAGGUCAACGAACGUCUGAACGGUCUUCUUUCCAAGUACAAGUCGGUCAAGGACUUUAGAGGUGCCGAGGUACCACAAAAGGACGGUGAUGAAUCGUACAAAGUUCCUCACCAUGGCGUAAGUGCUUCUUUGUCUCUGAGGAAUUCAUAAAGGUGAUCUAGCAGUAAUAUGAGGUAUUAACGUGGUUUUUUUUUUCUCUAGAAGCAACAGCGUGGUAGCGUGAGCGGCCCAUCUGGCGCAGCUUCGCAUGCAGCUUAAAAAAA